Molecule: messenger RNA, 1335 nt
Organism: Ostreococcus lucimarinus CCE9901
Lineage: Eukaryota; Viridiplantae; Chlorophyta; Mamiellophyceae; Mamiellales; Bathycoccaceae
Exons: 1
Coding region: 1-1335 (444 amino acids)
Molecular function (GO): metal ion binding
Source: RefSeq, a predicted model, not a curated record
AUGACGCCGGCACCCGCGCUGCCCGCUGCCGACGUGUGCGCUGUCUGUUUGGCCAUCCCCGAGCAAAGAGGGAGGUUAGACUCGUGCUGUCAUCUCUUCUGCGUCCCGUGCAUCGUGCGCUGGGCUUCGAUUGAGACGAAAUGUCCCCUGUGCAAGGAAAGGUUCACAAAGAUGACGCCCGAGGACGCGUCGACGAGCGCGCGCGCGGGGCCGGUGAUGGAGUUUCGAGAGACGAAUCAAGGCGACGAACGCCCGGACGAGGCGGAGGAAGAAUCGGAGGACGAGGCGGAGCGGUACUUUUGCGACGUGUGCCGACGCGGCGACGACGAGGCGUCGCUGUUGCUGUGCGACGCGUGCGACAUCGGGGCGCACACGUUUUGCGUCGGACUCGAGUCCGUGCCGCGUGGAAGAUGGUUUUGCGAACUAUGCCGAGGAAUGGAGGGAGAGUUCGCGGGAGCGCGCGAUGGUGGGUCGAGUCGACGCCGACGACGAGCCGAGGCGGAGUCGCGCGCUCGGGACAUUUUGUUACGGUCGGAUGGCGGCGUCGAAGCCGUGCGGACGAGAGAGCGCAGGGCGGAUCGCGCGCGUCGCGCGGUGAGAGCGCGUCAACGUGGGGAAAUACGUCGACGCGGGGGCGGCGGCGAGCGAUCGGUGAUGCGCAGUCGCUCGGGCGGCGGCGACGACGCUCGAGUUGAGCAGAUUUCGAGAGUUCACGUACUGAGAGAAGCCUGGGAAAUGUUACAAAGCGGGGAAGUCGAGUUUCCGGGCUGGACGCGGAUACAAAACACACCUUCGUCGCCUCGCUCGUCGGUGCCGUCGGCACCGCGUCGGGUAGGAUCGAACACGGAUGAAGACGGACCGAAGGACGUCGUGGACGAAGCGUGGGACGUUCUUGAAAAGGCGAUGCACGCAGACGACAAGAAAAAGAAGCGGGCGUCAACAUCGGACAAAGCAUCAAACGCAGUCGCUAGCACCAGUGCACCGAAACUCAAACGUCCAUCCAUUCGAAGCGAGCCUCCCGGUUGGAGCAUGUCGGCUACGGCGUGGAAACCGCGCGAGGAGACGGCGCGAGCGACGCCCGUUCCGCAACGGGCCGCACCGUCGCACUCUCACACCUCUCGGCCACUGCCCGCCGCAUCAUCACCGGAUAAAUCACUCAAAUUCGCCAUCGCCGAUCGCGUCAAAGCCGUCUUGCGUCCGCUCUACGCCGCCGGAGACGUCACGAAGGAUGAAUAUCGGCGUAUUUGCAAAUGCGCCACGAGCGAAGCUCUCGCUUCGAACGCCACCGACGAUGCGUCCAUAGCACACAUAGUCCAUCGCUUACGCAAGCGGUGA